Molecule: messenger RNA, 7990 nt
Organism: Eublepharis macularius
Lineage: Eukaryota; Metazoa; Chordata; Lepidosauria; Squamata; Eublepharidae
Gene: CDC42BPB
Product: CDC42 binding protein kinase beta
Exons: 37
Coding region: 1036-6177 (1713 amino acids)
Biological process (GO): actomyosin structure organization; peptidyl-threonine phosphorylation
Cellular component (GO): cytoplasm; cytoskeleton
Molecular function (GO): protein serine/threonine kinase activity; ATP binding
Source: RefSeq, a predicted model, not a curated record
UAAUAUCAGAAACAAAAUAAUCAUAUUAUGAAAAUUAAAGAUAAUAUAGGAGACAAUAAUAGCACGACAAUUAAAGAUUGCGAUCACGAUAAUUUAUGCAGUAUAAAUGGAUUCCAUUAUUAUUUGCGAUUAGAAGCAUUAAGACCCAACCAUCAACCUUGUUUUUGUUUUCCUUCCUUUCUUGUUUUGCACAAAUAGAUAAUUUUUUUAAAAAAAGAGAUACACAAUCAUUUUGAAUUAUUUCCUCCCCUACCAUCUCAUAGCUAACUGAUCUGGGAAAAGCUUCAGAUGUGCUGCCGAGAAUCCCAAUGCGCUGCUUUGAUAAUAAUUUUUAAAAGCAUACUCUUAUUUUAUUUUGCAUUCCCGGACCAAGGUGAGGCUGGAGGGAGGACGAGUCUGGAAUCUGCGCCGAGGAAACGAAAGGCACGCUUUCUUUUUAAUCCCACUUGCGCACGUGGCGAAUCUGCCGAAGUGAAUCGCAGGAACGGCGGCGUGCGGCUCCGGGCAACAACUACGGCAAGCGGCUAGCCCCAAUCCCCUCCAGCCGCUCCUCAGACCGCUCACCGCUCCUUCCCUCUCCCCCUUCUGCUUUCCCAUCCGAUCCCAGCGGCCAGUGCGCGAGAGGGGGGCGGCGGUGGGAGCGACGCCGCCGCUGCCGGCCUUAGUGACGGUGGGCGUCGCUCUGAGGGGAGCGGCCGAAGGACUCCGCCGCCGCCGCCUCUUUCGGCCGCUUCCUCCUCAGCGGUUGCCCGGCGAAGCGAGCGGGGCGGGCCCGAGGGGAGGGACCGGCCCAUGGACCAGCUCAGCCCCCGGGAGCCCGGCCGAGAUGCGGGCGUAGCGGCCGAGCCGAGCCGCCGGGGCCCCGGGUCGCCGCCGCCACCCGCCGGAGGGCGCUGAGGGAGGAGGAGCGGCCAGGCGGAUGCCGCUGCCCAGAGCCUGAGGCGGCGGCGCCUCCCUCCUUCCUUCCCUCGCCUUCCCUCUCCGGCUUCUCUCCCCGCGCGGCCUCCUCCUCCUCCCCGCGGCCCGGACGCCACCAUGUCGGCCAAGGUGCGGCUGAAGAGGCUGGAGCAGCUGCUGCUGGACGGGCCGCGCCGCAGCGAGAGCGUCCUGAGCGUGGAGGCGCUCCUCGACCUCCUGGUCGGCCUUUACACCGAGUUCAGCCGCGACUCGCCGCUCCGAAGAGACAGGCUGGUCUCCGACUUCCUCGAAUGGGCGAAACCGUUCACCCAGUUGGUGAAGGAAAUGCAACUACAUCGGGAUGACUUUGAAAUUAUAAAAGUCAUUGGCAGAGGUGCAUUUGGUGAGGUUGCAGUUGUUAAAAUGAAGUGCACAGAGCGCAUUUAUGCAAUGAAAAUCCUUAAUAAAUGGGAAAUGCUUAAAAGGGCAGAGACUGCUUGUUUCCGAGAAGAGAGAGAUGUUUUGGUGAAUGGAGACUGUCAGUGGAUUACUACAUUGCACUACGCCUUUCAGGAUGAAAACUAUUUGUAUUUAGUAAUGGACUACUAUGUGGGUGGUGAUUUGUUGACACUACUCAGCAAGUUUGAAGACAAGCUUCCUGAAGACAUGGCCAGGUUCUACAUUGGUGAAAUGGUGCUUGCUAUACAUUCCAUCCAUCAAUUACAUUAUGUGCACAGAGACAUAAAGCCCGAUAACGUUUUGCUGGAUGUGAACGGCCAUAUCCGCCUGGCAGACUUCGGAUCCUGUCUGAAGAUGAGCGAGGAUGGCACUGUGCAAUCUUCCGUAGCAGUGGGCACACCUGAUUAUAUUUCUCCCGAGAUACUGCAAGCAAUGGAGGAUGGCAUGGGGAAGUACGGGCCUGAGUGCGACUGGUGGUCUCUGGGUGUCUGCAUGUAUGAAAUGUUGUAUGGGGAAACACCUUUUUAUGCGGAGUCGCUGGUGGAAACUUACGGGAAAAUUAUGAAUCAUGAAGAGAGGUUUCAGUUUCCAUCCCAUGUUACAGAUGUAUCUGAAGAAGCAAAAGACCUAAUCCAGCGGCUUAUAUGCAGCAGAGAACGCCGUUUGGGCCAGAAUGGAAUAGAGGAUUUCAAGUCGCAUGCGUUUUUUGAAGGACUCAACUGGGAAAAUAUCCGAAACUUAGAAGCACCUUACAUUCCAGAAGUUAGCAGUCCUUCAGACACAUCCAACUUCGAUGUGGAUGAUGAUGUCUUAAGAAACCCCGAAAUGAUACCACCUGGUUCUCACACUGGCUUUUCUGGAUUGCAUUUACCUUUUGUUGGGUUUACCUACACCACUGAAAGCUGCUUUUCGGACAGAGGCUCACUCAAGGGGGUGAUGCAGUCGAGCGGUAUAACCAAAGAUGAGGAUGUGCAGCGUGACUUGGAAAACAGCUUGCAAAUAGAGGCGUAUGAAAGGAGAAUACGGCGGUUGGAGCAGGAGAAGCUGGAGCUGAGCAGGAAGCUGCAAGAAUCCACCCAAGCUGUUCAGUCUCUCCACGGUUCUACUCGCAUAACGGCAAACACGAACCGGGAUAAAGAAAUAAAGAAGUUAAACGAGGAAAUAGAGCGCUUGAAAAACAAAAUCGCAGAUUCAAAUAGGCUAGAGCGGCAGCUGGAAGAUGCGGUGACUCUACGGCAAGAGCAUGAAGACUCCACCCACAAGUUAAAAGGGCUUGAGAAGCAAUGCAGAAUAUUAAGGCAAGAAAAGGAGGACCUUCACAAGCAACUUGUUGAAGCCUCUGAAAGGUUAAAGGGACAGUCCAAAGAACUAAAGGAUGCCCAUCAACAAAGGAAGCUCGCAAUGCAGGAGUUCUCAGAGCUGAAUGAAAGGAUGGCAGACUUGCGCUCUCAGAAGCAGAAGCUCUCUCGACAGCUCCGUGACAAAGAGGAAGAAGUGGAAGUGGUGAUGCAGAAAAUUGACUCCAUGAGACAGGAAAUUCGUAAAUCUGAGAAAGCAAGAAAAGAGCUGGAAGCCCAGCUCGAUGACGCAACAGCAGAAGCAUCAAAGGAGCGCAAGCUCCGGGAGCACAGCGAGAUUUUCUCCAAGCAGGUGGAGAGUGAACUGGAAACACUAAAGCUCAAGCAGGGUGGCCGUGCUGCAGGGGCCAUGCAGGAGCAUCAGCAGGAGCUGGCCAAAAUGAAGUCAGAGCUCGAGAAGAAAAUCUUGUUUUAUGAAGAGGAGUUGGUCAGGCGAGAAGCGUCCCACGUCUUGGAAGUAAAAAAUGUGAAGAAGGAGAUGCACGAUUUAGAAAGCCACCAGCUAGCACUGCAGAAAGAGAUCUUGAUGUUAAAAGACAAAUUGGAUAAGGCCAAACGAGAGAAGCACAGCGAGAUGGAAGAAGCAGUGGGAACUCUGAAAGAGAAAUAUGAGCGAGAGAGAUCUAUGCUCUUCGAAGAUAACAAGAAAAUAACAACUGAAAAUGAAAAACUUUGUUCCUUUGUGGAUAAACUUACAGCGCAAAACAGGCAGCUGGAGGAUGAGCUUCAGGAUUUGGCGGCAAAGAAGGAGUCAGUAGCCCACUGGGAAGCUCAGAUUGCAGAAAUUAUUCAGUGGGUGAGUGAUGAAAAAGAUGCACGAGGGUAUCUUCAGGCUCUGGCAUCUAAGAUGACAGAAGAACUGGAAUCUUUGAGAAGCUCCAGUCUGGGAUCGAGAACACUGGAUCCACUCUGGAAAGUAAGACGCAGUCAGAAGUUGGAUAUGUCAGCGAGGCUGGAAUUGCAGUCAGCUCUUGAUGCAGAAAUACGUGCCAAACAACUGGUCCAGGAAGAAUUAAGGAAGGUUAAAGAUGCCAACCUGUCCUUUGAAAGCAAACUAAAGGAAUCAGAAGUAAAAAAUCGGGAACUCUUGGAGGAAGUUGAAGCUUUAAAGAAGAAGUUGGAGGAAAAAUACAGGACUGAUGCAGGUCUCAAACUUCCAGACUUCCAGGAUUCCAUUUUUGAAUACUUUAAUACCUCGCCUCUUACUCAUGAUCUGACUUUCCGAACGAAUUCUGUUAGCGAGCCAGACACGCCAGGACCCAAGGCGGAGGUCUCUCCAUCGACCUCUAUUGUGACCGCAGAGCAACCACAAGAAGAACCAAUUCGGCUUCAGAGGAUGCCUGCUGCUCCCUCCCCCACCAUUCAGUCCAUUUCUCUAGCUGUACCAAAGCCCAAAGCUCAUCAACUCAGUAUCAAGUCCUUUUCAAGCCCCACCCAGUGCAGCCAUUGUACUUCCCUCAUGGUGGGAUUGAUCAGACAGGGCUACGCUUGUGAUGUAUGUUCAUUUGCUUGCCAUGUUUCCUGCAAGGACAGUGCGCCGCAAGUCUGCCCUAUUCCUCCAGAGCAAGCCAAGAGACCCCUUGGAGUAGAUGUUCAGAGAGGAAUAGGAACAGCUUACAAAGGCUAUGUCAAAGUUCCCAAGCCAACCGGUGUUAAGAAAGGAUGGCAGCGGGCUUAUGCAGUGGUGUGUGACUGUAAACUCUUCCUUUAUGAUGUGCCUGAAGGAAAAUCCACCCAGCCAGGAGUUGUUGCAAGUCAGGUGUUGGAUCUCAGAGAUGAAGAUUUCUGUGUCAGCUCCGUCCUAGCAUCAGAUGUUAUACAUGCCACCCGUAAAGAUAUCCCUUGCAUAUUCAGGGUGACAGCUUCUCUCUUAGGUUCGCCUUCAAAGACCUGCUCUCUGCUGAUCCUAACAGAAAACGAGAAUGAAAAGCGAAAGUGGGUUGGAAUCCUGGAGGGGCUUCAGUCUAUCCUGCACAAAAACAAGUUGAAAAACCAAGUUGUACAUAUUCCACAAGAAGCCUAUGACAGCACACUGCCUCUCAUUAAAGCCAGCCUCGCUGCUGCUAUUAUAGAUCGGGAUAGGAUAGCAAUUGGUUCCGAAGAAGGCCUCUAUGUCAUAGAGGUGACCCGUGAUGUGAUAGUCCGGGCAGCCGACUGCAAGAAAGUUUACCAGAUAGAACUCGCUCCAAAAGAGAAAAUAAUUAUCCUUAUCUGUGGUCGGAAUCAUCACGUCCACUUGUAUCCAUGGUCGUCCCUGGAUGGAUCGGAAGGAAGCUUUGACGUCAAGCUUCCGGAAACAAAAGGUUGCCAGUUCAUUACAACAGGGACACUGAAGAAGAGCUCGUGGACAAGUUUGUUUGUGGCGGUCAAGCGGCAGGUUCUCUGCUAUGAGAUUCACAGGACUAAGCCUUUCCAUAAAAAGUUCAGUGAAAUCCAGGCUUCUGGCAAUAUACAGUGGAUGGCGGUAUUCAAGGACAGGCUCUGUGUAGGCUACCAGUCUGGUUUCUCUCUGCUGAGCAUCCAGGGGGAAGGACAAUCUGUAAACCUGGUAAAUCCCAAUGACCCUUCACUUGCCUUCCUCUCACAACAGUCCUUUGAUGCCCUUUGUGCUGUGGAGCUCAGCAAUGAGGAGUACCUGCUUUGCUUCAGCCAUUUGGGAGUGUACGUCGAUGCCCAAGGUCGAAGGUCACGCAUGCAGGAGCUAAUGUGGCCUGCAACUCCUACUGCCUGUAGUUGCAAUUCAUUCUAUUUAACAGUCUACAGUGAAUACGGUGUGGAUGUCUUUGAUGUUAACACUAUGGAAUGGGUUCAGACUAUUGGCUUAAGAAGGAUCAGACCGCUAAAUGUGACAGGCACGCUGAAUCUGCUUAGCUGUGAACCUUCUCGAUUAAUCUAUUUCAAGAAUAAGUUUUCAGCAGGAACGGCCCUGAGUGUACCAGAAACAUCCGAUAACAGCAAAAAGCAAAUGCUUCGCACGCGAAGCAAAAGAAGAUUUGUCUUUAAAGUUCCUGAGGAAGAGAGACUGCAGCAAAGGCGAGAGAUGCUCCGAGACCCUGAACUCAGAUCCAAAAUGAUUUCUAACCCAACCAAUUUCAACCAUGUGGCUCAUAUGGGACCAGGAGAUGGAAUGCAAGUGCUUAUGGACCUCCCACUGAGUGUCCUGCCGUCUUCACAAGAUGAAAAGGCUUGUCCUCCCACGACCAACAUUUCACGCCAGCCACCACAGAGAAACAAAAGCUACAUUUCUUGGCCCUCUUCAAGUGGGGGUGAUUUGGGAGCAGCCAUGCCCUUGCGGAGCAUGUCGGAUCCGGAGCAGGAGUUUGACAAAGAGCCUGAUUCGGAUUCCACCAAACACUCUACACCCUCCAACAGCUCUAACCCAAGUGGGCCCCCAAGUCCUAACUCUCCACAUAGGAAUCAGCUCACAUUAGAUGGACUGGACCAAUCGACCUGUGAUGCAUAACACUACGGCUGUGCCGCACCCCCCCCCCCUCCACUUGGGACCACCCGCUACUCCACGGAGUAUCCAAGAACACAAUAACUGUCUCCAACAACAGUGCCAAGACUGAUACUGGAUUUCUAAUGUUGCACAAACUAAAGUAAAUUCUAUAGCCAGACUGUGGGGUGGGGGUGGGAGGGGAAGAAUACAGAGGAGGAAAGAAUUCUUUAUUACUGGGGGGGGGGGGGUUGUUUUUUAAAUGCAUAACUGUUCAUUCUUAAACCUAUGGUGAAUCUGUUUCUGCACAGCUGUGACUCACUCUCACGGCAUACACUAAAGGCUGCCCAGAAAGGGUCUUCAUUCUUAAGGUAAAGAGAGAGAGAGAGAGAGGAGAAAUGCUGGUAGUUUUUACUACUAAGCCAUGUCAGGAAUAUUAUUUUUCUAUAGGAUGAUGUAAUGUCUUGUUAGCAGGAAAUCCUUUUAGGAAAAAAAUUGGACCCUCCUGGAUGGGAAGUAAAAGCAGGGCUUAGUUUACAUUGUUGGCUAAAUAUAUUCUUCCUCUUUUCCUUCAUUAUGCCCCCCCCGCCAAAGUUUAGGAGAAGGGUAGGAAGCUGUAGGGCCAUUCCCAGUAUUAUUAGUAAAUGCUGGGAAGUUGAAUGCAAGCAGAGGUUCUAGUUUGUGGCCUUUUCACUUAUUUAGCCAUUACAAUACAUUCUCAGCAUUGUAAAUGUCUUUUUCCUGACUUUGAGUCAUGUACAUAAACUCUCUUACCAAUAACAUUUUAUUCUUACCCUGCUUUUUUCUUUUUUGGACCUCCUCAGCUGUUGUCAGUCAGGGCAGGGCUUUUAAAACACAAGUAAAAUACUGCUGUGAAAAAGGUUUUUACUCCCACUUUUCCUGCUGCCAUCUUCUCCGACAAACUUGUAAUUCCUCUUGGGAGUUUUUUGGUUAUAUGUGUGUGCUUUCCCCCCCCAGUGUAAAACAUACACUACAUUUUUAAAAAAAUAAUAAUAAAUUAGCUAGCUAGCGUUCUCUUGGGAUUGUUCCCUGUAAAGGCUGCUUAUAUCGAAGGGAUUGUGUAGUACUCACAACCAUCCGUCUAUUUUAUUGAUAACCAAAGUGGAAAUGUUGAAGGAUGUGUAUAUGAGGGUGCCUCUUCUCCCCACUCCUUCCCCCCUUCCCUCCGCCACCCCCAGUUCAUUGCAUGAAAACCCCAUGAUUGCUAAUCAAAAGUAUUGAUCAUGUAAGAAAAAAAUGCACAGCACACUCCUGUAUAUUUUGCUACGGCCCACGUGCAGCGGUGACAUUGCCUAUUGCGUGUGUAUUUAAUCUCAUGCUUCCCGUGUAUUAUACAUUUAGUCCCUCUUUCCCACUCCCUCCCCUUCCAAAGAUUUUUUUUUGUGAUCAUGUUUCAUUUAACAGGCGUGUAAUUAAUUCCGUGGCUGGCAUAUCCAGUUUGUCAUAGUCACAUUAGUGUGCCUUCUGUGCCAAUUUGACAGUCAGAUGUCACUUGUUUUAAAAUCUGGUUUCUAUGGGCUAACGCUAUCCCAACGGCUAAUUCUCUUUCCUAAAACACUGUAGAGGACCAGGCACUUAUCUCUCUAGUUUAAGCCGAGUGGGUUCUAGUCGACAUUUAAUUUGCCACAUUAAGUGUUUGACGAUACUUUCUCAGAAUCUUGGAGGCUCACUUCGAGCCAGACACUACUGCUUUGGGGGUUUUCUGGUUUUUACUCUUUUUUUUAAAUGUAAGUCUAAAGUCUUUGUAAUUAUUGAAUUGUGAGAACAUUUUUGAACAAUUUACCUGUCAAUAAAGCAGAAGAGGGAGGUUUUAAAAGUU